Molecule: messenger RNA, 1142 nt
Organism: Oxyura jamaicensis (ruddy duck)
Lineage: Eukaryota; Metazoa; Chordata; Aves; Anseriformes; Anatidae
Product: protein FAM78B
Exons: 3
Coding region: 35-820 (261 amino acids)
Source: RefSeq, a predicted model, not a curated record
CGGCGGCGGCGGCGGGGAGGCGGCGGCGGCGGCCAUGGGCUGCCUGCAGAGCGUGGCGUGCAAGGCGCGGGUGCGGCGGGAGCAGAUCGUGGUGUCCGACGUGUCCGCCACCAUCGAGCCGGCCGCCACCGCCAUCGAGGAGAGCUCGCCCGUGGUGCUGCGCUACCGCACGCCCUACUUCCGCGCCUCCGCCCGCGUCCUCAUGCCGCCCAUCGCCCGGCGCCACACCUGGGUGGUGGGCUGGAUCCAGGCCUGCAACCACAUGGAGUUCUACAACACCUACAGCGACCUGGGCGUGUCCAGCUGGGAGCUGCCCGACUUGCGAGAAGGAAGAGUGAAAGCCAUCAGCGAUUCCGAUGGGGUGAGCUACCCCUGGUACGGAAACACCACGGAAACGGUGACCCUGGUGGGCCCCACGAACAAGAUCUCCAGGUUCUCGGUGAGCAUGAAUGACAAUUUCUACCCCAGCGUGACGUGGGCCGUCCCCGUGAGCAACAGCAACGUGCCGCUGCUGACCAGGAUUAAAAGGGACCAGAGCUUCACCACGUGGCUGGUGGCCAUGAACACCACCACCAAGGAGAAGAUCAUCUUGCAGACUAUAAAGUGGAGGAUGCGAGUGGACAUUGAGGUUGAUCCCAUGCAGCUCCUGGGGCAGCGGGCACGGCUGGUGGGAAGGACUCAGCAGGAGCAGCCCCGGAUCCUGAGCAGGAUGGAGCCCAUCCCACCAAAUGCACUAGUGAAACCCAACGCCAACGAUGCCCAAGUCCUCAUGUGGAGACCCAAGCGAGGCCAGCCUAUAGUUGUGAUACCUCCCAAGUAGCGCAGCACCGGGGCGCGUGCCGGCGUGUGCGAACGCACGGGGUUCCUGAGCCAAAGCAGGCCUCCUGGGUUCACCUGCCUUUGUAGCUGCGCUUGGAAACACGGCUUCUCCUUCGCUGGAAAGAGAGCGUGAGCCUGGCCCGGCCGCCGGGAGGGGUUGCUGGGCCGGUGGAUUCCCCAGGAGUCCCCCAGGAAGUCGUGGAAGCGGAUGCGGCCCUGCGUCGUGUCCGCCUCGAAGUCGGGCGCCUCGUCGCCCAGCAGCAGCCCCGGCAUGGCGGCGCCUCCGGGACCGACCCGACCCGACCCGACCCGAAGCGCUUCGG